Molecule: messenger RNA, 687 nt
Organism: Lycium barbarum (goji berry)
Lineage: Eukaryota; Viridiplantae; Streptophyta; Magnoliopsida; Solanales; Solanaceae
Exons: 2
Coding region: 1-687 (228 amino acids)
Source: RefSeq, a predicted model, not a curated record
AUGGAAGCUAACAAUAAUAGGAGCAUACUGUACAUGAAAGACUCAACACAUGGGAGCAUACUAGCUUAUGAAAAAUAUCAAUCCCCUCUCUCCUUCCACAUCACUAUUAUUUAUGCUAAAUGUGAUGAGCCUUUGAGGAGAGGACUUUGGGAUGACUUAAGAGACACUGCCGGAAGAAUUACAGGCUCCUUGGGAGUGGUGGGUGGCUUCAAUGUCAUCACCAAACCUGAUGAGAAAACAGGAGGGAGACCCUGCAGAAUUGAAGAGAGUUUGGACUUUUUAGCAUGUCUUUCUGAUUGCAACUUACAAGAUGGUGGUUUUCUGGGAUCUAGAUUUACAUGGAGUGAUUAUAGAGAUCCACCCAACACUAUAUGGAAAAGGUUAGACAACUUGGUGUAUAAUGCUAAAUGGUUUGAUAGCUUUGGAGCUUUUGAAGACAUCUUUGAAGAACCCAAAAGGUUGGAAAUACUUAUUAGAAACCUUGAGGAAACUUCUUUGACUAACAAUAACCAUGAAAUCGAGGAAAACCUUGCUAAAGCUAGAGCCGAUUUCACUAAGUUCAUAAAGUUUCAGGAUAAUAUUUUAAGGCAGAAAGCUCAGGUUAAAUGGCUUCAUGAAGGUGAUGCCAACAUUGUUUUCUUCCAUAGCAUCAUCAAAGAUAGAAGAAAGAGGCUUUGUUGGAAUUAA